CAAACCUUGUUGACCCAGCAACCCCCAUAGCAAUCUACAUUUGUUGCUCAGGUCUACGCAGAGAAAAUUUCUAAUCUCGCUUGUUUCUUCUCUCUUCUGCUUGCCCUUCGAUUUCUGGAAAGAAUUAGCCGAUGGAGGUUGUUGGAGAGUCUGUUCUUUCUGCUACCCUUGAAGUUCUGUUCGGGAAGUUGGCUUCCCCUGAGUUGCUCAAGUUCGCUCGCCGAGGGGAGGUCAUUGCUGAACUUGAAAACUGGAAGAAGGAACUGAUGAUGACUAAUGAAGUACUGGACGAAGCUGAGGAGAAGCAGACAACAAAGCCGUCCGUGAAAAAUUGGCUUGACGAUCUCCGAGACUUGGCUUACGACAUGGAAGAUGUACUGGACGAGCUCGCGACCGAGCUGUUGCGACGCAGGUUGAUGGCAGAAGGAGCUGAUCAGGUGGCCACCACAAGUAAGGUACGGAGCCUCAUCCCGACUUGCUUUACUGGUUUCAAUCCUGUUGGUGAAGUUAGGUUUAAUAUUAAGAUGGGGACCAAGAUCCAGGAAAUCACUAGGCGGUUAGACGAUAUUUCUUGCCGGAAAGCUAAGCUGGGUUUUCAUACGGUCCCGGGUGUUGAAAAAAGUGGGGAAAGGUUUGCAUGUGGAGCAACUUCUACCUGGCAACGACCCCCCACUACAUCUUUGAUUGAUGAACCUGUUCACGGCAGGGAUGAUGACAAAAAGGUUAUUAUUGGGAUGCUGUUGAAGGAUGAAGGCGGUGAAAGCAACUUUGGGGUAAUUCCCAUUGUAGGCAUAGGUGGGAUGGGGAAAACUACACUGGCCCAGUUGAUAUACAGGGACGAUGAAAUAGUGAAGCAUUUUGAGCCAAGGGUGUGGGUGUGUGUAUCAGAUGAGAGUGAUGUAGAGAAGCUGACGAAGAUAAUUCUCAAUGCCUUCUCUCCAGAUGAAAUCCGUGAUGGGGAUGACUUUAAUCAAGUGCAACUCAAGUUAAGCAAGACUCUGGUUGGAAAAAGGUUUUUGCUAGUUUUGGACGAUGUGUGGAACAUUAACAAUUAUGAGCAAUGGAGUCACUUACAGACCCCCUUUAAGUCGGGGGCUAGAGGAAGUAAAAUUGUAGUAACAACACGUCAUACAAAUGUUGCAUCAUUGAUGAGAGCAGACAACUACCACCACUUGCUCAAGCCUUUAUCUAAUGAUGAUUGUUGGAAUGUAUUUGUGAAACAUGCAUUUGAAAACAAAAAUAUCGAUGAACAUCCAAAUUUGGGAUUGCUUGAUACAAGGAUCAUAGAGAAAUGCAGUGGCUUGCCCUUAGCAGCAAAGGUGCUCGGUGGGCUUCUACGCUCCAAACCACAGAAUCAAUGGGAACAUGUACUGAGUAGCAAAAUGUGGAAUAGGAGUGGUGUUAUCCCAGUGCUAAGAUUAAGCUAUCAACAUCUCCCUUCACAUCUAAAAAGAUGUUUUGCUUACUGUGCAUUGUUUCCAAGGGACUAUAAAUUUGAGCAAAAAGAGCUAAUUUUAUUAUGGAUAGCGGAGGGUUUAAUUCAUGAAGCAGAAGAAGAAAAAUGCCAAAUGGAAGAUUUAGGUGCUGAUUAUUUUGAUGAAUUAUUAUCUAGAUGUUUUUUCCAACCAUCAAGCAAUAGUAAAUCCCAAUUUAUAAUGCAUGAUUUGAUCAAUGAUCUAGCUCAAGAUGAUGCUACAGAAAUAUGCUUCAAUUUAGAGAAUAUACAUAAAACUUCUGAAAUGACUCGUCAUUUGUCAUUCAUACGUAGUGAGUAUGAUGUAUUCAAAAAAUUUGAAGUCCUUAACAAACCGGAGCAAUUACGAACAUUUGUUGCAUUACCCGUCACCGUAGAUAAUAAGAUGAAAUGUUACUUAAGUACUAAGGUGCUUCAUGGCUUGUUGCCAAAGUUGAUACAAUUAAGGGUGCUCUCUUUGAGUGGUUAUGAAAUAAAUGAGUUGCCAAAUUCGAUUGGUGACUUGAAACAUUUACGGUAUCUUAAUUUGUCUCAUACUAAACUCAAAUGGUUACCUGAAGCAGUGAGUAGUCUCUACAAUUUACAAUCAUUGAUAUUAUGCAAUUGUAUGGAACUCAUUAAGUUGCCUAUUUGCAUUAUGAAUUUAACCAAUUUUCGACAUCUUGAUAUUAGUGGUUCAACUAUGUUGGAAGAGAUGCCUCCACAAGUUGGAAGCUUGGUAAAUUUGCAAACAUUGUCUAAGUUUUUUCUAAGCAAAGAUAAUGGGUCACGAAUAAAAGAAUUGAAGAACUUGUUGAAUCUCCGAGGAGAGCUUGCCAUUGUAGGGUUGGAAAAUGUUUUGGAUCCAAGAGAUGCAAUGUAUGUCAAUUUGAAGGAGAUACCAAAUAUUGAAGACUUAAUUAUGGUAUGGAGUGAAGAUUCUGGUAAUUCAAGGAAUGAAAGUACUGAGAUAGAGGUCCUUAAGUGGUUGCAACCUCAUCAAAGUUUGAAAAAACUGGAAAUUGCACUUUAUGGUGGCUCAAAAUUCCCGCAUUGGAUAGGAGAUCCAUCCUUCUCCAAAAUGGUUUGUUUGGAACUUACAAAUUGUAAAAAUUGCACAUCAUUGCCAGCACUUGGGGGUUUACCUUUCCUCAAAGACUUGGUGAUUAAAGGAAUGAAUCAAGUUAAAAGCAUAGGUGAUGGGUUCUAUGGGGAUACCGCAAGCCCUUUUCAGUCUUUGGAAUCUCUGAGAUUUGAGAAUAUGGCAGAAUGGAACAAUUGGUUAAUUCCCAAAUUGGGACAUGAGGAAACUGAAGCAUUGUUUCCUUCCCUCCAUGAGCUUAUGAUAAUAAAAUGUCCAAAACUGAUCAACUUACCUCAUGAGUUACCGUCCCUUGUGGUUUUUUUUGUUAAAGAAUGCCAAGAAUUGGAAAUGUCAAUUCCACGACUUCCACUUCUUACUAAAUUAAUAGUAGUUGGGUCGUUAAAAAGUUGGGAUGGUGAUGUCCCCUCACUUACCCAAUUACGCAUUUGGGGAAUUUCGAGGCUGAGUUGUUUAUGGGAAAGGCUUGCACAACGCUUAAUGGUCCUUGAAGAUCUGGGAAUAAAUGAAUGUGAUGAGUUGGCAUGUUUGAGGAAGCCUGGAUUUGGACUGGAAAACCUUGGUGGUCUGCGACAUUUAUGGAUCAAUGGGUGUGAUGGGGUUGUAUCGUUGGAAGAGCAAGGGCUGCCUUGCAAUCUUCAAUACUUGGAAGUGAAUGGAUGCUCCAACUUAGAGAAGCUGCCAAAUGCAUUGCACACCCUCACAUCUCUUGCAUAUAUGAUAAUUGAUAAUUGCCUGAAACUCGUGUCAUUCCCAGAGACAGGUUUGCCGCCCAUGCUAAGAGAUCUUAGUGUGAGAAAUUGUGAGGGUCUAGAGAUACUACCUGAUGGAAUGAUGAUUAACAGUUGUGCCCUUGAGUACCUGGAAAUUAAAGAUUGUCCAUCUCUUAUUGGCUUUCCGAAAGGGGAGCUACCUGUCACCCUUAAGAAGCUGAUAAUUGAAAAUUGUGAGAAACUAGAGUCUCUACCUGAGAGAAUUGACAACAACUACACUUGUCGUCUUGAAAAGCUUCAUGUAUGGGGAUGUCCAUCUCUCAAGUCCAUUCCGAGAGGCUACUUUCCCUCCACACUUGAGAAACUUGCCAUUUGGGACUGCGAGCAAUUGGAGUCGAUUCCAGGGAAUCUGCUGGAAAAUCUCACGUCUCUUCGACUUCUGACCAUAUGUAAUUGUCCAGAUGUGGUGUCCUCUCCAGAAGCGUUUUUGAACCCCAACCUUAAACAACUUUCUAUUUCAGAUUGUGAGAAUAUGAGGUGGCCUCUAUCUGGGUGGGGCCUCCGCACACUCACCUCACUUGAUAAGCUCUGAUUCAUGGCCCAUUCCCAGAUCUGCUUUCUUUUCCCGGCUCUCACCUACUUCUUCCUACAUCUCUCACCUCUCUCGGGUUGGUAAAUCUCCACAACUUGAAAUCCGUAACCUCAAUGGGUCUCCGAAGCCUUAUGUCUCUUAAAAGCCUUGUAUUCUACAGUUGCCCUAAGCUCCGGUCUUUUGUGCCAAAGGAAGGGCUACCACCAACACUUGCAAGACUUGUAAUCUGGCGGUGUCCUAUUCUAAAAAAGAGGUGCCUCAAGGGCAAAGGAAAUGAUUGGCCCAAGAUUGGCCACAUCCCCUAUGUGGAAAUAGAUGACAUUGUACAACAAUAACAGCUUCAAUCAGGGGCUGCCGUGGUCGACAAUAAGUUGUGGAGUUUUGUGCUCAAAACCUCGACUCUCAUGAAUGUGCCCUUAGCUUUUUCCUUAUUUUUCCAAAGGAAGGUCCCUACCCUCUUCCAAAACAGAGGUCCAAAAGAAAUUUUAAGGCCCUAUCAAAUGUGGCACCAACUUCACUUCCUACCAAGGGAUGGGCAGCUUGGCAAACUUGCAGAACCUAACCCACAACAAGAGGCCUUAUAUCUGGUGCUUCAUUUUGCUUAAAGCCAGUAUUCUAUUUCAAUUACCAUUAAUUAAUAGAAGGAAUUCUCCCUUACUAAACACCAAGGUUUUCUGGGAUUCUACCAUCAGCUUGGAAAUAUGUAUUGCAAAACGGGGGAGAGACCCUUACUACUGGCAACUGGUAUGUCAAGCAGUUCAGGAUGCAGAGAAAAGGCAUAUAUCCCAGGGUUAUUCUUCAGGUGUUGAAGACGUGGAUGAGGUUCAUACACCAGAUUCUGACUAUAUUAAAUAAGCUAAAUCUUGGCAAGCA
Molecule: messenger RNA, 4733 nt
Organism: Vitis riparia (riverbank grape)
Lineage: Eukaryota; Viridiplantae; Streptophyta; Magnoliopsida; Vitales; Vitaceae
Product: putative disease resistance RPP13-like protein 1
Exons: 6
Coding region: 132-3860 (1242 amino acids)
Biological process (GO): defense response to other organism
Molecular function (GO): ADP binding
Source: RefSeq, a predicted model, not a curated record